Messenger RNA from Penicillium chermesinum, 1380 nucleotides. RefSeq names its product CorA family magnesium transporter. NCBI's taxonomy places the organism in Eukaryota, Fungi, Ascomycota, Eurotiomycetes, Eurotiales, Aspergillaceae. Gene Ontology annotation, molecular function: magnesium ion transmembrane transporter activity. The record is from RefSeq and is a predicted model, not a curated record. Gene Ontology annotation, biological process: mitochondrial magnesium ion transmembrane transport. Bases 1 to 1380 code for a protein of 459 amino acids. The transcript has 2 exons. Gene Ontology annotation, cellular component: mitochondrial inner membrane.
AUGCGAGAGCGUUUCAUCGCGAGAUUCUGCUCUUCUAUGCAAAAAACAAGCCAUGUGACUCAAUCGCCAUUCUUGGCGUCGCAAUUUCGAUGCCGACGCCCUGGCAUAAGCCACGGAAUUACUCCCAUGUUGGUCAGACAUAAUACUACCGUCAUAAAUCACCAGAAACAUGGCACUUCCGACCUCCCAUCCGUGGACAUCGAAUCCCAGAAUGCUUUUAAGCAGGAAGUUUUCAGGCAAUCCAUUGCGCUUGCCCGCAGUCGCAUGAAUGAAGCGACCGAGCUACGCUGCGCGAUCUUCAAGGCCGACGGCUCCGUCCAGUCCGCGGAAACUCGACUUACCAAAGCCGACGUGGCGAGUCGAUUUGGACUGAACGCGCGAGACCUGCGCAAUCUUGACCUUGUCUCCGAAGGGAUUCCGCAUAUCCUCGUGCGACCCUCGGCGAUCUUUAUGAGUAUCUUCACCCUGCGGCUAAUUAUCCAGCCCGAUCAAGUGGUUCUCUUCUUACUUGACUCUGAAAACGGAGGAGUGAAACUCCAAGAUAUUUUUGAGCACGAUCUCCAGAAUCGCAUUUCAUCGGCGCCUGUUUCGGGGCCCACAAGCCUUCCGUAUGAACUGCGUGUUGUCGACGCGGCUUUAGCAUCUGUUACAGCCGUUCUGGAAGCGGAGCACCUGAUUCUCAAGGAGGAUGUCAAGAAGAACCUCCGCGAAUCAAGAAACGAAGACUUUGUUUUCACUGCGCUCCGAGCAUUGCUGGAGAAUGGGAAUACAUUAGUCGCCAUCGAGCAACGAGCGCGUGGCGUGCGAUCGGCGAUGCAAGAACUCCUUAGUAAUGAUGACGAUAUGGCCACUAUGUAUCUGUCAGACAACCUGGCAGGAAAGCCUCAUGCUAUACAAGACCACCAAGAAGUUGAAUACUUAUUGGAGGCAUAUUAUAAAAAUGCGGAUGCGAUCGCAGAGUCCGCCAACGCUUUAGCUGGCGAAGUGAGACGCACAGCAGGAGCAAUCAAGUCAACCCUAGAUGUGCGCCGAAAUCAGAUCAUGGUCUUUGAGGCCCAGUUGGAAAUUUGGAUGCUCGGAUUUGCCGUGUCCACAUUUAUCGCCGGUCUUCUGGGCAUGAAUGUGGUCAACUACAUGGAAGAAAGCUCGAUGGCAUUCGCUUUACUAGCAUCUGGCUGUGUGGUCGCAACUUUUGUCAUGUCCAGGCUGGUCACAAGGAAGAGAGCCACAGCAGUAGCCGUGGCCAGCGCUCAAAGCGCCCUCGAAAUCAAUAUUGUGGCAUCCGUCACUCGUACGCCAGAGCUUUGCUCCGAAGUUAUAUCCACCAGGACUUGUCUCCACGAAGCUACAUUGGACCAACAACUUAGCUCCUUUGGUUAA